Molecule: messenger RNA, 3904 nt
Organism: Otolemur garnettii (small-eared galago)
Lineage: Eukaryota; Metazoa; Chordata; Mammalia; Primates; Galagidae
Gene: PDE4B
Product: phosphodiesterase 4B
Exons: 15
Coding region: 170-2335 (721 amino acids)
Biological process (GO): signal transduction
Cellular component (GO): cytosol; perinuclear region of cytoplasm; nucleus
Molecular function (GO): transmembrane transporter binding; 3',5'-cyclic-AMP phosphodiesterase activity
Source: RefSeq, a predicted model, not a curated record
AUUCUCCGGGUGGCUGCCUUUGCUCCAGGCAGCACCCACAGGAGCCACAGCUGCCCAAAUUACCCUGGAAAGAGUUUGCAGACGCACCAGCCUUCUAACCUGCGGCCGGAUCUCUGGCAUGCUUGGGGCUUUUGUUUUGUGUGGUGAGAGCUAGCACUCCUCACAAGACAUGACAGCAAAAGAUUCUUCAAAGGAGCUCACUGCUUCUGCCUCUGAGGUCUGCAUAAAGACUUUCAAGGAGCAAAUGCACUUAGAACUCGAGCUUCCGAGGCUCCCGGGAAACAGACAGACAUCUCCCAAAAUCUCUCCACGCAGUUCUCCACGGAACUCACCUUGCUUCUUCAGAAAGUUGCUGGUGAAUAAAAGCAUCCGUCAGCGUCGUCGCUUCACUGUGGCUCACACCUGCUUCGAUGUGGAAAAUGGCCCUUCCCCAGGCCGGAGCCCGCUGGAUCCUCAGGCUGGCACCUCCUCGGGGCUGGUACUUCACGCCACCUUUCCUGGGCACAGCCAGCGCAGAGAAUCCUUUCUCUACAGAUCAGACAGCGACUAUGACUUGUCACCAAAGGCGAUGUCAAGAAAUUCUUCACUCCCAAGCGAGCAACAUGGCGAUGACUUGAUUGUAACUCCCUUUGCUCAGGUCCUUGCCAGCUUGCGGAGUGUGAGAAACAACUUCACUGUACUGACAAACCUUCAUGGAACAGCCAACAAGAGGUCCCCAGCUGCCAGCCAGCCUCCCGUCUCCAGGGUCAACCUGCAAGAAGAAUCAUAUCAAAAAUUAGCAAUGGACACACUGGAGGAAUUAGACUGGUGUUUAGACCAGCUAGAGACCAUACAGACCUACCGCUCCGUCAGCGAGAUGGCUUCUAACAAGUUCAAGAGAAUGCUGAACCGGGAGCUGACACACCUCUCAGAGAUGAGCCGGUCAGGGAACCAGGUGUCGGAAUACAUUUCAAAUACUUUCUUAGACAAGCAGAAUGAUGUGGAGAUCCCAUCGCCCACCCAGAAGGACAGAGAGAAAAAGAAGAAGCAGCAGCUCAUGACCCAGAUCAGCGGGGUGAAGAAGCUGAUGCACAGCUCCAGCCUCAACAACACGAGCAUCUCACGCUUCGGAGUCAGCACGGAGAACGAAGACCACCUGGCCAAGGAGCUGGAAGACCUGAACAAGUGGGGCCUGAACAUCUUCAACGUGGCCGGGUACUCGCACAACCGCCCGCUCACCUGCAUAAUGUACGCCAUUUUCCAGGAAAGAGACCUCCUAAAGACAUUCAAAAUUUCAUCUGACACCUUCGUGACCUACAUGAUGACUCUGGAGGACCAUUACCAUUCUGACGUGGCGUAUCACAACAGCCUCCACGCUGCCGACGUGGCCCAGUCAACCCACGUGCUCCUUUCCACGCCUGCGUUAGAUGCCGUCUUCACAGACCUGGAAGUCCUGGCUGCCAUUUUCGCGGCUGCCAUCCACGACGUCGACCACCCAGGGGUCUCCAACCAGUUUCUCAUCAACACAAAUUCAGAACUUGCUCUGAUGUACAAUGAUGAGUCUGUGUUGGAAAACCAUCACCUCGCCGUGGGUUUCAAACUGCUGCAAGAAGAGCAUUGUGACAUCUUCUCGAAUCUCACCAAGAAGCAGCGUCAGACACUCAGGAAGAUGGUCAUUGACAUGGUCUUGGCGACAGAUAUGUCCAAACACAUGAGCCUGUUGGCAGACCUGAAGACAAUGGUAGAGACCAAGAAGGUCACCAGCUCAGGCGUCCUUCUCCUGGACAACUACACUGACCGCAUCCAGGUCCUUCGCAACAUGGUGCACUGUGCGGACCUAAGCAACCCCACCAAGGCCCUGGAGCUGUACCGGCAGUGGACCGACCGCAUCAUGGAGGAGUUCUUCCAACAGGGCGACAAGGAGCGGGAGCGUGGCAUGGAGAUCAGCCCCAUGUGUGACAAGCACACAGCCUCCGUGGAGAAGUCUCAGGUCGGUUUCAUCGACUACAUCGUGCACCCCCUGUGGGAGACCUGGGCAGACCUUGUGCAGCCCGAUGCUCAGGACAUUCUGGACACGUUGGAAGAUAACAGGAACUGGUACCAGAGCAUGAUACCCCAGAGCCCCUCCCCACCACUGGACGAGCAGAGCAGGGACUGCCAGGGGCUCCUGGAGAAGUUCCAGUUUGAACUGACCCUGGAGGAGGAGGACUCGGAAGGUCCUGACAAGGAGGGAGAGGGCCACGGCUACUUCAGCAGCACCAAGACACUUUGUGUCAUUGAUCCAGAAGAUGGGGAUCCCCUGGGAGAGACUGACAUAGAUGCCGCAACAGAGGACAAGUCCCCCGUCGACACUUAAUCUCCCCGUCCGUGUGGAGAGGAACAUUCCGCCCUUGAGGAGCAUGCCAGCCGUGUGUGGGGCCAGCCCACCACAGGCCGUGGCUUGCAUGGGACAAAGCCGCUUGGCCUUUCCAGUUACUUGAGUUUGGAGCCAGAACGUGAGACCGUGAGCUGAGCAGCAGCCCGGGACACCCUGCGGCUGGCCUGCCACGCUGCCAGGGCAGUGGGGGGCUGAAGCUCAGGAGUGUCCGGAGGCCGGCUCUGAUCGGGACGAGACACAGCAUGGAGAAAUAGUCCACGCUCGGUGUCGGGAGCCUGUCCCCCAAGUGACCAGACUGACAGCUUCUUGUAUGAACCUGCUCACCUGUCCCUUGUCUGCCCACCUGUGUGCCUUUUUUGUAAAACAUUUCCAUGUCUUCAAAAUGCUCGUUGAAUACCUAGAGUUUAGUAUAUCAACUUCUACACGAGAAGCAUUCAAAGUUGACAUAACUUUUUUGAUUCUUUCUGGAAGAAAAAAAAAGGAAAGAAAACCGUCUUCCUUCUUUCUUGGGCAAUAUUCUUCACUUGACUACAGUUACUUUGCAAAUGGACAGGAUUCCCCUCUAACCACAUUCUCCUUCCUGCCCUCCGUCCAGCCGGCUCCACAGCUGUCUCUGUGCCUGCUUCACUCAGUAUCUCUCCUCUGGAGCUGCACUCUUUUGCUGUGCACAGAAUAAAGAACAAACUGGGGACUAGGAAAGGGCAGUUGUGUCAUUCACCGUAAGAGUCUGUGUAGAAACCAGCUUAACCAGGCUCUGUGCCCUGCUGUGCCCGACCCGCUGCCCAGGGGCAGCCCUGUCCCAGCCUGCCCCCCCAACUCACCAUACGAUUAUGCGCUGUUUUCACCGUGAUGCUGCCGUCUCUCUCACACUGCCUCUGCGCUAACACCCCGAUCCCUGUUUACAAUCCUGUAUUUAUUACUCAAUGUAUAUAAUGUAAUGUUUUGUAAGUUAUUAAUUUAUAUAUCUAACAUUGCCUGCCAAUGGUGGUGUUAAAUUUGUGUAGAAAACUCUGCCUAAGAGUUGCAACUUUUCCUUGUAACGUUUUGUAUUGUGUAUUACGUGACCCUAACAUGGCUUACCAGAGACACGGCCCCUCUGGCAGUGAGGACAGCAGUGGGCUUCUGUUUGGAGAUUCUGCACCCUCCCGGGCUGAGUUGCUAAUACUGCACAACCCUUUAUGAACCAGUUUUGGAAAUAAGAUUCUCACAUUAGAUACUAAAUGGUUUAUAUUGAGCUUUUACUUUUGUAUAGUUUGAUAGGGGCAGGGGGGCAGCAGGAGGUAGAUUUUACCCACGUCCUAUCCAAAUCUGUGCACGCAUGAGUUGGGUUAUAACUGGGUUCUACAUAAUCAUGGCUUUGGUUCAAAAAGCAACACUACAUUUGCUCAUAGAGGAUUCUUCUGAGUGUUCCCAAACUACUGACUUUUUGAAGAGCUAGCCUCCUGCCUGCCCAUGACUGGGAAUGUCAUGUUCUAAUUCAUUACAAAAGAAAACAAUAAAAACAAUGUGAAUUUUUAUAAUAAAAUGUGAACUGAUGUAGUAAAUUAC